AUGGCUCUUUCCCAAGCAGCAGCUGUAGUGGAGAAGAUCAUUGGCCAUGGCGGUGAGGCCACGACAGAACAAAAUCUGAGCAAUCCGGCGAAAGAUCCCUCCAAAUAUGCCGAUCCCUCUGGCGAGAAGAUGAAGGCGCUCGUUUGGAAUGGCAAAUACGAUGUUAAAGUAGUCGAGACGUUCAAACCCGCCAAAAUCGAAAACACUGAUGUCAUUGUCAAAGUUACCGGCUCGACUGUUUGCGGAUCAGAUCUGCAUCUGCUCCAUGGCGCAAUCAUCGAGAUGCAAAAGGGGGACAUCCUAGGUCACGAAUUCUGCGGCGUGGUAGACAGCGUUGGUCCUGGCAUCAAGAAAGUCAAGCCCGGCGACCGUGUGGUGUGCAGUUUCCAAAUUGCCUGCGGCAGCUGCAUGUAUUGCCAGCAGAAGCUCAGCAGUAUGUGUGAAAAGACGAACGACAACACAAUCGAGAACAUCAUGUACGGCGGUCGCACCGCUGGUUUUCUUGGAUACUCCCAUUUUACGGGCGGCUAUGCCGGUGGACAAGCAGAGUAUGUGCGAGUUGCAUAUGGCGACGUCAACCUCCUGAAACUGCCCGACGAUGUUCCGGACGAGAAAGGCCUGUACCUCUCCGACGUGCUCAGCACAUCCUGGAAUUGCGUCGUCGAUACCGGUGUCAAGGAUGGAGAUGUCGUCGCGAUUUGGGGUGCGGGCCCAAUCGGUCAAAUGUGCGCCGAAAUGUCCUUUAUCAAUGGUGCGAGGCGCGUCAUCCUCAUCGAUGGAGGCGCCGGAGCAUGGCGUCUUGAAUAUGUCAAGUCCAAGGUACCAAAGGUAGAAACGAUCGACUUCACCAAGCUACCCAAGGGCGAAACCAUUGUGUCUACAUUGAAAAAGAUGGAACACGGCGGCCCUGAUGUGGCGUUGGAGUGUGUGGCAGGCGAAUAUGCCAAGGGCUGGGCUCACUAUUUCGAAAUCCUCCUUGGUAUGGAGACCGACACGUCUGAGAUCGUGAAUGAGAUGAUUACCAGUGUCAAGAACUUUGGUCGCUGCGGCAUCACGGGAGUGUAUGUUGGAUUCACGAACCACUUCAACAUCGGGUCCUUGAUGGAGCGAGGCAUCCGCCUGAUCGGCAACGGCCAAGCUCCCGUCCACCGCUACUGGGAAGACCUGCUGAAGAAGAUUCAAGAUGGGACAAUCGAGCCUCUUCACAUGGUGAGUCACCGUGUCGACCUUGCCGAGUUGGAGGAAGUGUAUAAGCGGUAUGAUGCCCGUGAAAAGGGUAUGCAGAAGGUGUUUGUUCAGACCAAGUUCAGCUUCCCGCCGUCCCCUGGAGCACCUCAACUCACCAAAUAUGGAACUGCGUGA
Molecule: messenger RNA, 1362 nt
Organism: Exophiala spinifera
Lineage: Eukaryota; Fungi; Ascomycota; Eurotiomycetes; Chaetothyriales; Herpotrichiellaceae
Exons: 1
Coding region: 1-1362 (453 amino acids)
Molecular function (GO): oxidoreductase activity; zinc ion binding
Source: RefSeq, a predicted model, not a curated record